GCAACAACGAGAACGAUUUCGUUCCUGUGCGAUAAGAAGUAGCAAUGAUGAGCUUUUCGUCUUUAGGCAAAGAGGUUGCGUUCCUUUGUAGCGCUUCAUGGAUCAAACUAGCCUGCAUCUGCAGGUCCCUUUGCUUCCUCCUUUCUUGCUGUUUCCGCUUCCUGCUCCUCCGAGUCAAUUCCUUCUGCAUCCAAGUUUUUUACUUCGUCUUCCUCUCGUUCCUCGGCUUCUGGGUCCUCAAGGCCCUAGGGCCGCGGACCGAUUCCUUUAGGCCUAGGGACUUGGAUCUGUUCUUCACUUCCGUCUCUGCGACGACCGUCUCGAGCAUGUCGACGGUCGAGAUGGAAGUCUUCUCCAACUCACAGCUUGUCGUGAUGACCGUCCUGAUGUUCAUCGGAGGAGAGGUCUUCAUUUCCCUCGUUGGGCUUCAUCUUAGGAAGUCCAAGCUCCGGUGGCGCAUCAGAACCGAAGACAAAGUCGCCUCUGCCGAUGGCAAUCUCUGCCCUUCCGCCCCAACAAAUGACAUUGUUGACCACAUAGAGUUAGGUGGAGUGGCGAAAACAGAUUGCCUGAACUCGCAGGUAGAGCCUCAAUUUUACAGACCGCAAGACAAGUCCUCAGAUCUUGACUAUUUGAAAUAUUGUUCGGUUAGGUUUUUGUGUUAUGUAGUGUUAGGUUACCUUCUGGUAGUCCAAGUUCUAGGAGUUGCCGCAGUUUCGCUCUAUAUCACACUAGUUCCUAGCACCAGAGAUGUGCUAAAGAAGAAAGGUCUCAAAAUGGUGACCUUUUCCGUCUUCACCACCGUGUCGACCUUCGCCAGUUGUGGGUUUGUCCCGACCAAUGAAAACAUGAUUAUCUUCAGCAAGAACUCUGGCCUCCUCCUGAUUCUCAUCCCUCAGGUCCUUCUUGGGAACAUGCUGUUCCCGUCGAGCCUACGUUUGACGCUUUGGCUCAUCGGGAGAUUCAGGGAGAAAGAUGAAAUCGGGUACUUGUUGAGCAGGACAAGUGAAAUUGGUUACAAGCACUUGCUUCCGAGCCUCUACUCGUCGCUACUGGGGGUCACGGUGAUGGGGUUCGUCGGUAUUCAGUUUAUAAUGUUUUGCUCGAUGCAGUGGGAUUCGGAAUCGUUGAAUGGACUAAGCUCCUGUGAGAAAAUCGUGGGCGCGCUGUUUCAGUGCGUGAACAGCAGACAUACCGGCGAGACGGUCGUCGAUCUGUCCACAGUUGCUCCCGCCAUCUUGGUGCUAUUCGUGGUCAUGAUGUACCUUCCGCCUUACACGUCGUUUCUUCCGGUGAAAGGCAAUGAGAGGCUCCCGGAAAACGGCGAAAGAAGAAAGCCGAAACAGAGUUAUAGACUGCUUUUGGAGAAUCUCAAAUUUUCACAGCUUUCCUACCUGGCCAUCUUUAUCACCGUGAUUUGCAUCACCGAGAGGAAAAAGAUGAAGGAAGAUCCCCUCAAUUUCAACGUGUUGAACAUCGUGGUCGAAGUGGUAAGCGCAUAUGGAAAUGUGGGGUUUACGACAGGAUACAGUUGCGAACGCCAACUAAGGCCUGUCGAAGGCUGCGAGGACAAGUGGUAUGGAUUCUCCGGGAAAUGGAGCGAUGAAAGCAAAAUCAUCCUCAUCGUAGUCAUGUUUUUCGGAAGAUUAAAGAAGUUCAACAUGAAGGGCGGCCGAGCUUGGAUACUCCUGUAAAGAAGAUAGAAGACUUCUUGAUGCCCUAUGAGCAAGCAAAUGGAGCAUCACCAGAUUAGAGACCAGGGCAAAAUCAUCCUCAUUCUCGUCAUGAUUUUGCUCCUCCAACUUUUACUUUUUGUAAAUUUAAUGUCCAUUUCUUCUUUUUUGUUUUGUCUAGUCAAGUGCAGUAGUUGUUCUAAUUGCAAAAAUUAACAUGCCAUCGAAGUUCAUUUUAGGUUAAGCAUAAUAUGUAGUCUUAGAGUUGAAUCUUAGCCCCAAUCAGCUAAUCUGAUCUCGCUUCAUCGAAUUUGUGAUCAAGAAUUUAUCUUUUGUA
Eucalyptus grandis is the source of this 2010-nucleotide messenger RNA. RefSeq names its product sodium transporter HKT1. Gene Ontology annotation, biological process: monoatomic cation transport; transmembrane transport. The transcript is spliced from 3 exons. Bases 45 to 1694 code for a protein of 549 amino acids. The record is from RefSeq and is a predicted model, not a curated record. Gene Ontology annotation, molecular function: monoatomic cation transmembrane transporter activity. NCBI's taxonomy places the organism in Eukaryota, Viridiplantae, Streptophyta, Magnoliopsida, Myrtales, Myrtaceae. Gene Ontology annotation, cellular component: plasma membrane.